GACGGCGAGGCCAUGGACGCGGAGCUGGUGGUGACGCCUCCGGGCUGUGCGCACCUGGGCAGCUUCAAGGUGGACAACUGGAAGCAGAACCUGCGCGCCAUUUACCAGUGCUUCGUGUGGAGCGGCUCGGCGGAGGCCCGCAAGCGCAAGGCUAAGUCGUGCGUGUGUCACGUGUGCGGCGUCCACCUGAACCGGCUGCACUCGUGCCUCCACUGCGUCUUCUUUGGCUGUUUCACAAAGAAGCACAUUCACGAGCACGCCAAGUCGAAAAGGCACAACCUGGCCAUAGAGCUUAUGUAUGGAGGUAUCUACUGCUUUUUGUGUCAGGACUACAUUUAUGACAAAGACAUAGAAAUCAUUGCCAAAGAGGAACAGCGGAAAGCUUGGAAAAUGCAAGGCGUCGGGGAGAAGUUUUCAACGUGGGAGCCGACCAAGCGGGAGCUCGAGCUGCUGAAACACAACCCCAAGCGGCGGAAGAUCACGUCCAACUGCACCAUAGGUCUCCGCGGCCUCAUCAACCUCGGGAACACGUGCUUCAUGAACUGCAUCGUGCAGGCGCUGACGCACACGCCGCUGCUGCGUGACUUCUUCCUGUCCGACCGGCACCGCUGCGAGAUGCAGAGCCCUGGCUCCUGCCUGGUCUGCGAGAUGUCCUCCCUCUUCCAGGAGUUCUACUCGGGGCACCGGUCCCCCCACAUCCCAUACAAGCUGCUGCACCUGGUGUGGACGCACGCCCGGCACCUGGCGGGCUACGAGCAGCAGGACGCGCACGAGUUCCUCAUCGCGGCCCUGGACGUCCUGCACCGGCACUGCAAAGGUGAUGAUAAUGGGAAAAAGGCCAACAACCCUAACCACUGCAACUGCAUCAUAGACCAGAUCUUCACAGGGGGGCUGCAGUCCGACGUCACCUGCCAAGUGUGCCAUGGGGUCUCCACCACCAUCGACCCCUUCUGGGACAUCAGCCUGGACCUGCCUGGCUCUUCCACCCCCUUCUGGCCGCUGAGUCCUGGGAGCGAGGGCAGCGUGGUGAACGGAGAGAGCCACGCGUCGGGAACCACGACCCUCACGGACUGCCUGCGGAGGUUUACCAGGCCGGAGCACUUAGGAAGCGGUGCCAAGAUCAAGUGUGGCGGUUGCCACAGCUACCAGGAGUCCACGAAGCAGCUCACCAUGAAGAAGCUGCCCAUCGUGGCCUGUUUCCAUCUCAAACGAUUCGAACACUCGGCCAAACUUCGGCGUAAGAUCACCACCUACGUGUCCUUCCCCCUGGAGCUGGACAUGACCCCCUUCAUGGCCUCCAGCAAAGAGAACAGGAUGAACGGACAGUACCAGCAGCCGGUGGACAGUCUCAGUAACGAUAACAAGUACUCCUUGUUUGCGGUGGUCAACCACCAGGGGACCCUGGAGAGUGGCCACUACACCAGCUUCAUCCGGCAGCACAAGGACCAGUGGUUCAAGUGUGACGACGCCAUCAUCACCAAGGCUGGCAUUGCAGACGUGCUGGACAGUGAGGGGUACCUGCUCUUCUAUCACAAACAGUUCCUGGAGUACGAGUAG
Molecule: messenger RNA, 1557 nt
Organism: Lipotes vexillifer (Yangtze River dolphin)
Lineage: Eukaryota; Metazoa; Chordata; Mammalia; Artiodactyla; Lipotidae
Gene: USP22
Product: ubiquitin specific peptidase 22
Exons: 13
Coding region: 13-1557 (514 amino acids)
Biological process (GO): protein deubiquitination
Molecular function (GO): zinc ion binding; cysteine-type deubiquitinase activity
Source: RefSeq, a predicted model, not a curated record